Funneliformis caledonium is the source of this 144-nucleotide messenger RNA. The record is from the annotation of a GenBank genome assembly. NCBI's taxonomy places the organism in Eukaryota, Fungi, Glomeromycota, Glomeromycetes, Glomerales, Glomeraceae.
UAUUAGGAUAUAAGUUGAAUGGCUCAUUGAGAUUUUGGCGUCAAGAAAAUCGAGCUUUAAGAUGUCGUGGUAAUUGUGGAUCUAGAGGCUGUGAUAGAGGUUGUGGUAGAGGUCAUCAUAAUGGAGAUCAUAAUAGUGAACAAA